Rhodotorula graminis WP1 is the source of this 5022-nucleotide messenger RNA. RefSeq lists its product as uncharacterized. Gene Ontology annotation, cellular component: vesicle; cytoplasm; myosin complex. The transcript is spliced from 14 exons. NCBI's taxonomy places the organism in Eukaryota, Fungi, Basidiomycota, Microbotryomycetes, Sporidiobolales, Sporidiobolaceae. Gene Ontology annotation, molecular function: actin filament binding; microfilament motor activity; ATP binding. Gene Ontology annotation, biological process: vesicle transport along actin filament; actin filament organization. The record is from RefSeq and is a predicted model, not a curated record. The coding region runs from base 1 to 5022 and encodes 1673 amino acids.
AUGCACGGGCACAGCUCUCAGCCAGACUCGCCCCAGUCUCAACUCGCCCUCGCCCAGUGGUCCCAGCGCAAGUGGGUCUGGGUUCCCGACGACCGCAAUGGCUACCUCGCAGGUUGGGUCGUCAAGGACAACGACGACGACGCCACCUCGACCGUCGCCCUCGAAGCCGGCGACGAUAUGCGCACCGUCGAGACAGACCUCCUCACCCGCGUCAACCCGCCAAACUUUGACGGCGUCGGCGACAUUGCCGACCUGACGUACCUCAACGAGGCCUCCGUCGUCCACAACCUGCGCUACCGCUUCCACCGCGGCGACAUCUACACCUACUCGGGCCUGUUCCUCGUCGCCGUCAACCCGUACCGCAACCUGCCCAUCUACUCUCCUCAAGUCGUCGAGUCCUACAAGUCGUCGCGUCGCGCGUCGCAGCCGCCCCACGUCUUUGCCGUCGCCGAGCGCGCGUGGCUCAACCUCGUCGACCAGCGCGGCCAUCAGUCGCAAAGCGUCCUUGUCACGGGCGAGUCGGGCGCAGGCAAGACCGAGAACACCAAGAAGGUGAUCCAGUACCUCGCCGCGAGGGCCGCAGACCCCCGCACUGCCUCGGGCGCGGCGACGGGCGUGAGCAGGAGCGAGUCGGUCGACCUCGUCGCGGCACGGCAUGCGGCCGCGGCUUCGGGGAGCGGUUCGGGCGGUGCGGGAGAAGCAGGAGGAGCAGGAGGAGGGCCGGCGCCUCGACUCGGCCGCCUCGAGCAGCAGAUCCUCGACGCCAACCCGAUCCUCGAGGCGUUCGGCAACGCCCAGACGGUCAAGAACCACAACUCGUCCCGGUUCGGCAAGUUUGUCCGCAUCUUCUUCACGCCCGGCGGGUCCAUCUCGGGCGCCGCCAUCGACUGGUACCUGCUCGAGAAGAGCCGCGUCGUCGGGCGCAGCAAGGACGAGCGCGGCUUCCACGUCUUCUUCUGGUUGCUCCGAGGCGCCGACCGUGGCCUACUCGACAAGCUCCUGCUCGCCGACGAGGCGCACGACAAGGGUUCCGCCGCCUUCGAGUACCUCGCGCACUCGCGGCAAGACGUCGACGGCAUGGACGACCGCGCAGAAUGGUCGGCGCUCGUUCGCGCCCUCGACACGGUCGGCUUCACCUCGACCGAGCAGCUGUCGCUGUUCCGCACGAUCGCGACCAUCCUCCACCUCGGCCAGCUCUCGCUCUCGGUGUCGGGCACGACGACGGCCUCGCUCUCGUCGCGCGCCGCCCUCGAAAAGGCGGCGUACCUGCUCGGCGUGCCCGCCGACGCGCUCGCCGACGCGCUCCUGCGCCCGCGCGUCAAGGCCGGCCGCGAGGUCGUCGUCCAGAGCCGGUCGCGCGACCAGGUCGUCGCCGAGCUCGGCGCCCUUGCCAAGAGCCUGUACGAGAAGAACUUUGCCGCCCUCGUCGAGCGCAUCAACGUGUCGCUCGCCGGCUCGGGCGCCUCGGGCUCGUCGGGCGCGACGUCGUCGGCGUCGGCGGUCGCGGCUGCCGCUCAGCAGCACAGCAAGCAGGCGUUCAUAGGCGUCCUCGACAUUGCCGGCUUCGAGAUCUUUGAGACGAACGGCUUCGAGCAGCUGUGCAUCAACUACACGAACGAGAAGCUCCAGCAGUUCUUCAACCACCACAUGUUCGUCCUCGAGCAAGAAGAGUACGCGCGCGAGGACAUCCAGUGGGACUUUGUCAACUUUGGCCUCGAGCUGCAGCCGACGAUCGACCUCAUCGAGGGCACGGCGCCUCUCGGUGUCCUCGCCUGCCUCGAGGACGCGAGCAUCACCCGCAAGAACGACGCCUCGUUCACCAACGCCCUGCACCAGCUCGCGUCGACCAAGCCCGUCUCGGAGCCGUACAAGCAGUACACGCCGUCGCGCCUGUCGCAGGGCUUCACGAUCGCGCACUACGCCGGCAAGGUCGAGUACCGCACCGACGGCUGGAUCGACAAGAACCGCGACCCGCUCAACGACUCGGUCACGGCGCUCCUCGCCCGCAGCGGCGACGACUACGUCAAGCGCAUGUACGCCGAGUACGCCGACGUCGCCGCCGCCGCCACGACCACCGCGUCCGACGGCGAGCUCGUCGUCGCAGGAGGAGGAGGUCCGCGCACCCGGGUCCGCAAGGGCAACUUCCGCACGGUCGGGCAGCGCCACAAGGAGCAGCUGUCGCUCCUCCUGUCGCAGCUGCACGCGACGCAGCCCCACUUUGUGCGCUGCAUCGUGCCCAACCCGGACAAGUCGCCGUCGAGCAUCGACGUGCCCCUCGUCCUCGACCAGCUGCGGUGCAACGGCGUCCUCGAGGGCAUCCGCAUCGCGCGCCUCGGCUACCCGAACCGGCUCGCCUUCGCCGACCUGCGCCGCCGGUUCGAGCUCCUCCUCCCGCUCGGCACCUUGCCGUCGUCGGGCGGCGCUUUCGUCGACGGCGCCGAGGCGUGCGCGACCAUCCUGCGCCACGCCGGCCUCGACCCGACGACGUACCGCCUCGGACUCACCAAGGCCUUCUUCAAGGCGGGCAUCCUCGCCGAGCUCGAGGAGCGCCGCGACGCGGCCCUGAGCGGCAUCGUGACGCGGGUCCAGGCCGCCGCGCGCCGGUUCGUCGCCCGCCGCCAGGCCGUCAAGGUCCUGCACCGCGCCGGCGCCGUGCGCACGAUCCAGCGCAACGCGCGCAUCUACGCCCAGCUGCGCGCGUGGCCCUGGUGGCCCCUGUUCCAGCGCGUGCGCCCUCUGCUUGCCGCCGCGAGGAGCGAUGACGAGCUGCGCCGCCGCGAGCACGAGCUCGCCGAGGCCAGAAAGCGCGCCGACGACGAGGAGCGCGUCCGGCGCGAGCUCGAGGAGCGCCAGGCCCAGCUCGAGCGCGACCAGGACGAGCUCGCGCGCAGCCUCGAGCAGGAGCGCCAGCUCUCGCUCGAGCAGGUCGGCGCGCUCGAGCGUGCGGCGCAGCGCGAGGUCGACCUCCAGGCCGAGCUCGAGGCGGCGCAGGGCGACUACGACGCCGUCGCCGCCCAGCUCGACGAGGCGCUCUCUGCGCGCCGCACCGCCGAUUCGCGCCUCGAGGAGCGCGGCGCGUCGUACGCCACGCAGACCAAGCUCGUCGAAGCGCUCCAGGCGGCGCAGGCGGUCGCCAAGCAGCGCGAGGCCGAGCUCGCCCGCCAGACGAGCGUCGACACGCUCGAGUGGGAGCGCGUCCGGCGCGAGCGGAGCGAGGCGCUCGAGCGCGUCGCCCGCAUCGAGCGCGAGCUCGGCGAGGUCAAGGAGGACCGGCGUCGCGAGCAGGAGAGGCUCACGGCGGCCAUGCGGCAGCUCGAGGGGCGCGUCGAGGCCGAGACGAGGGCGUCGACCGAGGCGAGGGCCAAGUUUGUCGCGCUCGAGGCGGACGCGAGGGCGGCCAAGGCCGAGGUGGCGGCGUUGCAGCGGGCGCACAGGGACGGCGACGAGCGUUUGCGGGCCAAGGAGGGCGAGCUCACCCGCCUGCGCACCGAUGCCGCCACCGCUCGUCAGCAGCUCGACGCCGCAAGCGACCGCGCCCGUCGGGCCGAGAGCCUCGCCUCGUCGCUCCAGCAGGAGCUCGCCGCCACCACCGGCGCUCUCGAGUCGUCUCGUGUCGCCCAGGACAAGGCCGGCGCCGACCUCCUGUCGCUCAAGAAGCUCGUCGACGAGCAGGCGUCGGACCGCCAACGCGCGCUCGAGGUCGCCAAGAUCCGAGAGGCCGAGAUCGCCGACCUCAAGUUCCAGCUGUCCAAGGUCGGCUCCGAGCUCACGCUCGCACAGCGUGACGGCGCCAAGCACGUCGAGCGCCUCCAGGGCGACCUCGAACACGCUCGUCGCGAGGCGACCGACGCCACGGCGCACCGGCGCGACCUCGAGCGCAAGGUCGCCGGCCAGGCCUCAGCGCUCGCCCAGCUCGAGGAAAAGAACGUCGCGCUCGAGCGCGCCCAGCAGGCGCACGAGCUCGAGUUUGAGCUCUUGCGCACCGAGACGGCCGAGCAGAUGCUUCACGCGCGCGAGAAGGCCGACCACGAGCUCGCCGGCGUCCACGCCCAGUUCCAGGUCCUCGAGGACGACGCCGUGCAGGCUCGUCGCGACCGAGAUGCCGCGCUGCGCGACGUCGAGGCGUUCAAGGCGCUGUACGAGGCCGAGCAGGAGACGGUCAAGCAGCGCGAGGUCGACCUCGUCGAGCUCGACAAGCAGGUCGAGGCGCAGCGCUUCCACCUCCUCGACCUCGACAAGAUCAACGGCGACCUGCGCGCCGAGCUUGCAUCGACCAAGGCCCGACUCGUCGUCGCCGAGGAGAAGGCCGGCAGGACCGUCGUCGAGCACAUUCGCGUCCUCGAGGAGGCGCAGCGCCUGCAGAACGCCGAGAUGGACCGCAUCCGCGCCGACCGCGACAAGCGCGACGCCUACGUCCGCACGCUCGAGCGAGCCCGUGCCGCCCUCACUCUCUCGGUCGAGGACUACCAGCAUCAGCUCGAGGCCGAGCGCCGGGCGGCUUUCGCCAAGCAGGUCCCUCGCGACACGACGCCCGACCGCCUGCGCGACGAGCUCGCGAGCGAGAAGAAGGUUCGCGAGCUUGCCGAGCUCAACGUGUCCCGCCUUCGCUCCGAGAUCAAGCACCUCGAGUCGCUCCUCGACUCGUCCAGGACCGAGAUCUCGGACCUCAAACGGCGCAGCGACCGCGCCGAGCGCGACCUGCAGCGCUUUGCCGCCUCGGACGCCGACGAGGCCCUGAUCGCCCCGAGCAGGUCGUCGAGCGCGUCGCCGACCAAGAACUUUAUCGCGUCGUACCCGAACAACGCGAUGCGGGACUCGCGCGCCGCCAACGCUCUGCCGAGCGUACCUGCGCCACGAGUCGGCGGCGGCCGCAUCGAGACGCCGUUUGGGUCCGGCACGGGCUCGGUCCACCACUCGCGCACGUCCGUCGACCUCAAGCGUGCGUCGCUGCAGUUCCCGCUCUCGUCGAGCCCGUCGGCGGCGCCGCCACCGAGUCCCUCUCGGGUGCGCCGCUGGGAGUAA